AUGUCUGGGUCAACGAAAGUAUUGGAUCCUGCCUUUCAAGGAGCUGGACAGAAACCAGGAACUGAAAUAUGGAGAAUCGAGAAUUUUGAGGCUGUUCCAGUGCCAAAGUCUGAUCAUGGGAAGUUCUAUAUGGGAGACACUUACAUUGUCUUGCAGACCACACAGAACAAAGGAGGUGCUUAUCUGUUUGAUAUUCAUUUCUGGAUUGGGAAAGACACUAGUCAGGAUGAAGCUGGAACAGCAGCUGUUAAGACAGUUGAACUCGACGCAGUUCUUGGAGGCCGAGCUGUCCAACACCGGGAAAUCCAGGGUCAUGAGUCUGACAAAUUCUUGUCUUACUUCAAGCCAUGUAUUAUACCCUUAGAAGGUGGUGUUGCUUCUGGCUUCAAAACACCUGAAGAAGAGGUGUUCGAAACACGGUUGUAUACCUGCAAAGGAAAACGUGCAGUCCAUUUGAAGCAGGUUCCUUUUGCCCGCUCAUCGCUGAAUCACGAUGAUGUGUUUAUCUUGGACACCAAGGAAAAGAUAUAUCAGUUCAACGGUGCGAAUUCAAACAUUCAGGAGAGAGCCAAAGCUUUGGAAGUCGUUCAGUAUUUGAAAGACAAGUAUCAUGAAGGAACUUGCGAUGUUGCCAUUGUUGAUGAUGGAAAGUUAGAUACAGAAUCAGAUUCUGGUGAGUUUUGGGUCCUCUUUGGUGGUUUUGCUCCAAUAGGAAGGAAAGUUGCCAAUGAUGAUGAUAUUAUCCCUGAGUCAACUCCACCUAAGCUUUACAGCAUCAUUGAUGGUCAGAUGGAGCCUAUAGACGGUGAUCUAACCAAGUCUAUGCUGGAAAACACUAAAUGUUACCUCCUGGACUGUGGUGCUGAGGUUUUUAUUUGGGUUGGCCGAGUAACUCAAGUGGAUGAGAGGAAAGCUGCUAGUCAAUCUGCUGAGGAAUAUCUUGCUAGUGAAAACAGGCCAAAGGCGACACGAGUCACCCGUGUUAUCCAAGGCUACGAGUCUCACUCUUUCAAGUCUAACUUUGAUUCUUGGCCUUCAGGCUCAGCCGCUCCUAGUAAUGAAGAAGGACGAGGAAAAGUCGCUGCUUUACUGAAGCAACAAGGUGUUGGACUUAAGGGCAUUGCGAAAAGUGCACCAGUGAAUGAGGAUAUUCCACCUCUGCUUGAAGCUGGUGGAAAGUUGGAGGUUUGGUAUGUUAAUGGCAAAGUCAAGACUCCGUUGCCUAAAGAAGAUAUUGGCAAGCUCUAUUCUGGAGACUGCUAUUUGGUCCUUUACACGUAUCAUUCUGGUGAUAGGAAAGACGAAUUUUUCUUGUGUUGCUGGUUUGGAAAGAACAGCAUUAAGGAGGACCAAGAAACAGCACUUAGACUGGCGAAUACAAUGUCAAACUCGUUGAAGGGAAGACCUGUGCAGGGCCGUAUAUACGAGGGCAAAGAGCCUCCACAGUUUGUUGCUCUGUUCCAGCCUAUGAUUAUCCUAAAGGGUGGUUUGAGCUCUGGGUACAAGAACAGCGUGGAAGAGAAAGGUUCAGCAGAUGAAACCUACACACCAGACUCAAUUGCACUGAUUCAAAUAUCUGGAACUGGAGUUCACAAUCAUAAGGCACUUCAAGUUGAACCGGUGGCAACAUCUUUAAACUCUUAUGAAUGCUUCCUACUGCAAUCUGGUACUUCCAUGUUCCUUUGGCAUGGAAAUCAAAGUGCGCAUGAACUGUUGGAACUAUCUGCUAAAGUUGCUGAGUUCUUGAAGCCUGGGAUGACUCUAAAGCAUGCCAAAGAAGGAACAGAGAGCUCAACCUUUUGGUUUGCUCUUGGAGGAAAGCAGAGCUUCACCAGCAAGAAGGCAGCAGCUGAGACUGUCAGAGAUCCUCACUUAUACUCAUUUUCCAUCAACAGAGAGAUUUACAACUUCGCUCAAGAUGACCUCUUGACUGAGGAUAUAUAUUUGCUUGACACUCAUGCUGAAGUUUUUGUCUGGGUUGGUCAAUGUGUGGACCCCAAGGAAAAGCAAACUGUGUUUGAGAUUGGCCAAAAAUACGUUGAACGUGCUGGGUCCUUGGAAGGCUUGUCUCCUAAAGUUCCACUAUACAAAGUCACCGAAGGGAACGAACCAUGCUUCUUCACCACUUACUUUUCUUGGGACUCCACUAAAUCCAUUGAUAAGUCUAGCGGUGGGAACCAAGGACUAAGGCAAAGGGCUGAAGCACUAGCUGCCUUAAAUUCUGCAUUUAACUCUUCUGGUAGCAGACCAGCCUAUUCGAGCCAGGACAGAUCAAGUGGAAGUCAAGAGGGUCCAAGACAAAGAGCUGAAGCAUUAGCUGCAUUGACAUCCGCGUUCAGUUCUUCUUCAUCAUCAACUAAAUCUCCUCCACCACCUAGGCCAGCAGGAACGAGCCAGGCAUCACAGAGAGCAGCAGCAGUGGCUGCUCUCUCACAGGUUCUCGUUGCUGAGAAUCCGAAAUCAACUGAUACCUCUCCAACAAGAAGAUCCACUAGCUCCAACCCAGCAGAUGAGAAUGAUGAUCAAGCAGAUGAGUCACAAGAAGCUGGUGAUGAAACCAAGGUAGAAGAGGAAGUUUCACGUGCAGUAGAGGAGCCAGAAGCAAAGCAAGAGGAAACAGAGGAGCAAGAUGACUCUGUUAUAGACACAAGUGGAGCAACUUUCACCUAUGAACAGCUGAGAGCUAAAUCUGAAAACCCAGUGACUGGAAUCGAUUUCAAACGCAGAGAGGCUUAUCUAUCUGAGGAAGAGUUUCAAAGUGUGUUUGGGAUGGAGAAAGAAGCAUUCAACAACUUACCUCGUUGGAAGCAAGAUCUGCUCAAGAAGAAGUUCGACUUGUUCUAGAAACUCCUACACCAAUGCAAAAAAACAUCUCAAAGAUCCUUUAUUACACACUCUGCAGUUCAGUUUAUACUGAAAAUGGUUUUUAUGUGGUCAGUCAAUUUGUGGUUGGUUGUUUGAAGAGUGUUCUUUUAUUUGUUUCUCUUCUUCAAUAUUAUUUACCUUGACUCAUUUACUUCUCUGUCAUGGGUUUGGUUUUGGACUUGGUUCUUAAUAUUUUCAUACAGCACAAUGAGGUGUUCUUGUAAUGACAAUGACAGAUUGUUUUACCCGAGACAGAUUUGUGAUUGUGGGUAAGAUAAUUCUUUGGUUUGGAUCUUCCAUUGUUGUGAUAUUUAAAGAACAUGUUUAUUUGAUGCUGAAGCUUUAUGCAUAUGUUUAUAAGUGGUUUGGUUUGUG
Molecule: messenger RNA, 3240 nt
Organism: Eruca vesicaria subsp. sativa (arugula)
Lineage: Eukaryota; Viridiplantae; Streptophyta; Magnoliopsida; Brassicales; Brassicaceae
Source: the annotation of a GenBank genome assembly